AUGGGGGACUUCAACGUGGCGCUGGUGAUCGUGGCGGCGGUGGUGAGCGUGCUGGUGCUGCUCGUCAACUACCAGCACCCCGACGACGCCAACCAGGCCUACUUCCCCAAGCGCGUCGUCGUGCUCGGCCUCACCGUCGCCGUCCUCUCCAUCCUCAUGCUCCCCGCCGACGUCGCCAACCGCCAGGCAUGCCGCAAGGCCGUCUACAACGGGGCUUGCAACCUCACGCUCCCCAUGAAGACGCUCUGGCUCGUCGUCUACAUCGUCGACGCCGUCUUCGUCUUCCUCGUCAUCCCUUUCGCCAUGUUCUACUACGAGGGCGGCCAGGACAAGUCCGUCGGGAAGAGGCUCAGGACCGCUCUCAUGUGGGUCGUCGCGUCCGCGGUGGUGCGGCCUCGUCCUCGGCAUCUUAUACGUCAUAUGACUAUGGGAGAAAACUGUACUGCUUUUUUGAUAGUUACAUUGCAUAGAAUGGGACUUGUUGGUAAAGUGGACUUCACUGUCAGGCACCUAUCUUCAAUGGUCCAGACAUUUCCAAACUCAUUUUCUGGAUUCUCAAGUGGCCAGCCUUGCUUUAGUCAAUUGCCCCGUGUGAUAUUUGGUGGUGUCGGAAUUGCCUGCCUUCCAUUGGGACUUAUAUUCUCAUUUAUCCGGCGUCCAAAAGCUGUAAUUACACGCUCACAAUAUAUAAAGGAAGCAACUGAAUUGGGAAAGAAGGCCAGGGAGUUGAAAAAAGCGGCUGAAGCUCUUCACCAAGAAGAAAGAAGUGGGAACAAGGGCCGGAAAUGGCGCAAAAACGUGAAGGCUUUAGAAAAGGAGUUAUUACUUCUGGAAGAUGACAUGAAGGCUCUAGAAGAGAUGUAUCCUCAAGGAGAACAGGCUGAGGCUACUUGGGCAUUCACAGUCCUUGGGUACAUUGGAAAACUUAUAUUUGGUGUUGUUGGGUUAAUUGUUUCAAUAGCUUGGGUUGCACAUAUCGUCAUAUACUUGUUGAUUGAUCCUCCCCUAUCUUCUUUCCUGAAUGAAAUCUUCAUAAAGUUGGAUGGUGUUUGGGGUCUCCUUGUGACUGCUGCUUUCGCGUUCUUCUGCUUCUAUCUCCUUAUUGCAGUGAUUGCUGGGGAGAUGAUGCUUGGUUUGAAACUUGUUUUCAUCACAAUUCACCCGAUGAAAUGGGGAGGCACUUUAAUGAACUCCUUCCUGUUUAAUGUUGGGCUCAUACUACUUUGCUCCAUCAGUGUAAUUCAGUUCUGUGCCACGGCUUUUGCCUACUAUGCACAAGCAACUGCUGCUCAAGAGAUAUUUGGCCACACAUUGCAAUCCCUUUGUGGAAUUAAGUAUCUUUACAAGUACAAUGUUUUCCAGUAUGGCUUUGUUGCUCUUGCCAUCCUCACACUCUUCUACUAUACUAUAUUUGUAAGUCCUUUUCAUCAAGUGCUUAGUCAAUAG
Messenger RNA from Miscanthus lutarioriparius, 1446 nucleotides. The record is from the annotation of a GenBank genome assembly. NCBI's taxonomy places the organism in Eukaryota, Viridiplantae, Streptophyta, Magnoliopsida, Poales, Poaceae.